Messenger RNA from Nothoprocta perdicaria, 2163 nucleotides. RefSeq names its product vacuolar protein sorting 45 homolog (gene VPS45). Gene Ontology annotation, biological process: vesicle-mediated transport; intracellular protein transport. The transcript has 15 exons. The record is from RefSeq and is a predicted model, not a curated record. Gene Ontology annotation, cellular component: Golgi membrane. The coding region runs from base 5 to 1717 and encodes 570 amino acids. NCBI's taxonomy places the organism in Eukaryota, Metazoa, Chordata, Aves, Tinamiformes, Tinamidae.
CAAGAUGAACGCCGUGCUCGCCGUGAAGCAGUACGUGUCCAAGAUGAUCGAGGAGAGCGGGCCGGGCAUGAAGGUGCUGCUCAUGGACCGCGAGACGACGGGCGCCGUGAGCAUGGUGUACACGCAGUCCGAGAUCCUGCAGCGCGAGGUCUACCUCUUCGAGCGCAUCGACUCGCCCGGCAGGGAGCCCAUGCGGCACCUGAGGGCCAUCUGCUUCCUGCGGCCCACCAAGGAGAACGUGGAGCACCUGGUCCAGGAGCUGCGCCGGCCCAAGUACAGCGUCUACUUCAUCUAUUUCAGUAACGUGAUCAGUAAGAGUGAUGUCAAGUCGCUGGCUGAGGCUGACGAGCAGGAAGUUGUGGCAGAAGUUCAGGAGUUCUAUGGAGAUUACAUUGCCGUGAAUCCACAUGUUUUUUCUCUCAACCUCCUGGGCUGCUGCCAGGGUCGCAGCUGGGAUCCAGCGCAGCUCUCCAGAACUACUCAAGGGCUGACGGCUCUGCUUUUGUCUCUGAAGAAGUGCCCCAUGAUUCGCUACCAGCUCUCCUCCGAGCCAGCAAAGCGGCUGGCCGAAUGUGUCAAGCAAGUAAUCACUAAAGAGUAUGAGCUGUUUGAUUUUCGGCGCACUGAGGUUCCUCCUUUACUACUUAUUGUCGACCGGUCUGAUGAUGCUAUCACCCCACUUCUGAACCAGUGGACAUACCAGGCUAUGGUUCAUGAAUUGCUGGGGAUUAACAACAACCGUAUUGACCUGUCUCGGGUACCUGGGAUAAGCAAGGACCUCCGGGAAGUGGUUCUGUCAGCCGAGAAUGAUGAGUUCUACGCCAAUAACAUGUACCUGAACUUUGCGGAGAUUGGCAGUAACAUCAAGAAUCUUAUGGAAGAUUUCCAGAGGAGGAAACCUAAGGAGCAACAGAAAUUGGAAUCCAUAGCAGAUAUGAAGGCAUUUGUGGAGAAUUACCCCCAGUUCAAGAAGAUGUCGGGCACGGUAUCGAAGCACGUGACGGURGUGGGAGAGCUCUCCCGACUGGUCGGUGAGCGGAACCUGCUGGAGGUGUCCGAAGUGGAGCAGGAGCUGGCCUGUCAGAAUGACCAUUCCAGUGCCCUCCAGAACGUGCGGCGCCUCCUGCAGAACCCCAAGGUGACGGAGCUGGACGCGGCUCGGCUCGUGAUGCUCUACGCGCUGCACUACGAGCGGCACAGCAGCAACAGCCUGCCCGGGCUGCUCGCGGACCUYAGGACCAGGGGCGUCUCGGAGAAGUACCGCAAGCUGGUGUCUGCCGUUGUGGAGUACGGAGGGAAGCGGGUGCGGGGCAGUGACCUGUUCAGUCCCAAGGAYGCUGUCGCCAUCACCAAGCAGUUCUUCAAAGGGCUGAAGGGUGUUGAGAAUGUGUAUACACAGCACCAGCCUCUCCUUCAAGAGACACUAGAUCAGCUCAUCAAAGGGAAGCUCAAGGACAGCCAGUACCCCUACCUGGGUCCCAAYACGCUCCGUGACAGGCCCCAAGACAUUAUUGUGUUUAUCAUCGGAGGAGCGACGUACGAGGAGGCGCUCGCGGUCUAUAACCUUAACCGCACCAACCCGGGGGUGCGGAUCAUCCUCGGUGGGACCACCAUCCACAACACUAAAAGCUUCCUCGAGGAAGUCACAGCUUCUGGGUUCCGCGGCCGCAGCGCUGAGGGCUCGCACGCUCCUCCGAGGUCAAGCAGCAGGCGGUGAAUGGGGGAGAAAUUCCUGUCUCGCCUCUCCGUAGCUUCCCCACGCUCCCCGUGCGGUGCUGGAGCGGGCCGGGCCGUUCCCCGGCGCGCCAGGAGCCGCAACGUGCGCGAGAAGCACCCGGCGGUGACUGCGAGUGCUUCGAUGAGCCAAGGACGCGCCCCAGGCGGCAGCACCCUCGUCACCUCCUCGCUAACGCAGCUCCGAGCGGGACAGGCCGUUGGAACCGUAACCUGCAGGAGAGCCUGGGAGGAACGUGAGGUCUCYGCAGCUCUGUGCACGAAAGCUGGGCUCGGUCCUUCCUGACAUCCUGUACGAGCCCCUGACAAACACCUAAUGACCCUGGCCCAGCCUGCGUGUGCUGAAAGGCGAAGCUCGUUCUUGUGGGCACUAGCAGCCCUCUGCUCUGCUCAGCUGUCUGUAUAUUUUGAAUCCUAUUAAAUAACCCA